UGGGGGAAAACUGCCGUCGGAGUUUGGUGGAUCGAUCCGGGUUGUGAGGUACUCCCGCGGUUUCAGCGGCUGGUGCGGUCCAGUCCCUCGAACGCAACGUAUCCAGGUGCAUUCGCGUUUUUGUCUGCGUGUCUUCACUCCGUUUGCGGUGUCUCAACGGCCGCUAAAGGUCCGAGAGCAGAGACAUGAGGGACCCGAGACUCAGCAGUGAGACCAUGACCAUUGACACUGAGCUGGUUCUGAACCGCGUCGCCGAGGACGACCCGUUCGCUGAGUACAUGUGGAUGGAGAACGAGGAGGAGUUCAACCGACAGGUGGAGGAGGAGCUCUGGGAGGAGGAGUUCAUGGAGCGAUGCUUCCAGGAGAUGCUGGAGGAAGAGGAGCAGUGGGAGUGGUUCAUCCCUUCCAGAGACCUCCCUCAGCUGCAGGAGCUCGUGAUGAAAAGCAGUCUUAACCCCAACGCCAAGGAGUUCACGCCGGGUAUCCAGAAACAUGUCAUGUGACCCCUUCCGGGCUCCGCCCCCUGUGACAUCUUCAAUGUGUCUGACGUGUUGCCAAAGUUCUGAUGUGAUCUUGCAUGUGUUCAAGUUGAGAUGUAUUGCCCAUGGUUAGUCCUCCCCACCCGUCUGUCUCCAUCUGUGU
Messenger RNA from Pungitius pungitius (ninespine stickleback), 642 nucleotides. RefSeq names its product polyadenylate-binding protein-interacting protein 2-like. The record is from RefSeq and is a predicted model, not a curated record. The coding region runs from base 186 to 503 and encodes 105 amino acids. Gene Ontology annotation, cellular component: cytoplasm. Gene Ontology annotation, molecular function: mRNA regulatory element binding translation repressor activity. Gene Ontology annotation, biological process: negative regulation of translational initiation. Lineage: Eukaryota; Metazoa; Chordata; Actinopteri; Perciformes; Gasterosteidae. The transcript is spliced from 4 exons.